Diaporthe amygdali is the source of this 1749-nucleotide messenger RNA. RefSeq lists its product as uncharacterized. The coding region runs from base 1 to 1749 and encodes 582 amino acids. NCBI's taxonomy places the organism in Eukaryota, Fungi, Ascomycota, Sordariomycetes, Diaporthales, Diaporthaceae. The transcript has 5 exons. The record is from RefSeq and is a predicted model, not a curated record. Gene Ontology annotation, molecular function: oxidoreductase activity, acting on CH-OH group of donors; flavin adenine dinucleotide binding.
AUGGGCUCCCUUUUGGAUACCGAUAGUGCUUUUGACUUCAUCGUCUGUGGCGGAGGCACGGCAGGAUGUGUGGUUGCAGGAAGGCUGGCAGAGGACCCCAGCGUCAGAGUGCUCGUGCUCGAGGCCGGACAAGACAAUGAGAACUUGGAGAACACGCAUAUGGCUGGAGCAUGGGCCAACAACCUCGACGGACCGGAGGACUGGAACAUCGUUUCCGAGAAGGGAUCAGGUAUCAACAAACGGCAAGUCAAGUUGAGCAGAGGCAAAUUCCUCGGUGGGUCCUCUGGAUUAAACGGGACUCUUUGCAUCAAAGGCUCCAAGCAGGACUACGAUGAUUGGGGGCUCGAGGGAUGGAGUGGCGAUGAAUUCUUCAAAUACAUGGAGAAGGCCGAGACAUUUCAUGACAAGCCUUGGUUCAAAGCACACAGCAAGUCUCAUGGUUACCAAGGACCGCUUCAUACCGAGCCCCACGACUUAGCACCCAUCUCGAAGCUCGUGAUCGAAUCCAUGGUCUCCAAAGGGCUUCCACUGGACGAUGAUAUGUUCUCGCAUGGAGAGAAUCCCCAUGGCUGCGGACACGCACCGCGCACUGUUCACAGGGGAAUUCGCACUACAGGGGCCGACUUCAUCACCAAGGAUUACCGUAGGGACAAUAUCUUCAUACUAACGCAGACACAUGUCGACAAGGUUUUGUUUAAAGAUGUGGACGGUGAAAAUGUGGCGACCGGCGUCCGGGCGGUGAGCGAAGACGGCGUGGCCUUUGAUCUAACGGCAACCAAGGAGGUCAUCGUUAGCGGCGGCGCAUAUUGCAGUCCUAAUAUCCUACAAAGAUCUGGUAUAGGGGCCAAGGACAAGUUAGCUGCCCUGAAUAUUCCGACUCUCGUGGACUUGCCUGGCGUGGGCAAGAACCUCAUGGACCACCUCAUCGUCUUCAUGUUCUACGAGGUUUCCAAGCCGGGCCUGACCAAUGACCAUCUGGCCUACCACGAAGGUGCCCUCGAAAAGUCGUACAAGCUCUGGAAAGAGAGCAAGGCUGGUUUCCUGUCGACCUUCCCAUUUGGCUCUUUUGGGUUCGCACGCCUGGAUGACAGGCUGGCUGACUCCCAGUUGUGGAAUUCCGCUCCCAGGGCGCCUGGCCGUGACCCUAUGGGCCUGACAUCCAAGCAGCCGAACAUCGAGUUCUUCCACACAGAGUGCUAUGGUGGCCCCAAGCAAUAUGACAAAUACCCCGUCGACAACAAGCAUGCUUUUGCGAUGAUUGCGGAGCUCUUCUCGCCCCGGUCCAGGGGAACGGUGGAACUAAAUAGUACAAACCCCCUGGACGGGCCAAAGGUGGAUUGCGGAUAUCUUGAAGACCCAUUGGACGUUGAGGUUCUCGCUGAGGCUUGCCGGUUCGGUAACGAGAUCAUAGUGGGAGGUAAAGGGACCAAAGAUGUCAUCAAGGGGUCGUGGCCACCUGACCUGACACACCAUACUUACACCACCCGGGAUGAGUGGAUUGCAUAUGUGAGGGACAACGCUACCACAUGUUACCACGCAGCGGGUACAUGCGCCAUGGGCAAACGCGACGAUCAGAAUGCGGUGGUAGACGAGAAGCUCAAGGUUAAGGGCGUGAGAAAGCUGCGAGUGGCAGAUGUCAGCGUUAUGCCCAUUCUGCACGGAGGUCAUACUCAGAUGCCGGCGUAUGGGAUCGGCGAGAAGGCUGCAGACCUUAUCAAAGAGGAAUGGGGAUUGAAGAAUGCUGCUUGA